AGGAAUGGACGUCCCGUCCGUCCAACCGCACCGCUCAGCUCUGCGCGCUCCCGCGGUUGUGUCACGUGAGCGAGCACAACGCGCGCUCCCGCCGAACUCUCGGAGCAGCAGCACUGGAGAGUUCAGAGGAACACACACACACACACACUCAUACUGGACAGCAUCGUCGUCCCCAGGUCACUUCACUGCUGGGCUGUGUUUUCUUCGCGGACUCAGAUCUGAUUAAAUCGCCACUAAUUGCGGAAUAAUUAAUUAGACGAUGACGUCAGGAGCCACACCUGAAAAGAAAAGGGUGAGCUCCGAGAGAAGGAAGGAGCGGUCUCGGGACGCGGCACGCUGUCGACGGGGGAAGGAGACGGAGGUGUUUUACCAGCUCGCUCGAGAACUGCCCCUUCCGCACAGCGUCACAUCCAACCUGGACAAAGCCUCGGUCAUCAGACUGACCCUCAGCUACCUGCGGCUGCGCUCUCUGCUGCACACAGGAGCGCUGAGUGAGGGCUGUGAGUUGGACUCUCGGUGGAGUGUGUGUUGUCAGAAGGCUCUAGACGGGUUCCUCUUGGUUCUCUCUCAGGAUGGAGACGUCGUCUAUGUUUCGGAGUAUGUCAGCAAGUGCCUUGGGCUUCCUCAGAUUGAUCUCUUAGGACAGAGCGUGUUUGAUUUCACUCACCCGUGUGAUCAUGAGGAGAUCAGAGAGACGCUGGUGCACAGAACAGGGCCAUCUAAGAAAGGAAAGGAGGAACAUCAAUCAGAGAGACGUUUUCUGUUGCGGAUGAAGUGCACUCUGACCAGCAGGGGGCGCACUGUCAACAUCAAGUCUGCCACAUGGAAGGUGCUACACUGUUCCGGCCACGUGCAGGAGGGCACAGGUGCACAUGCAUCAUACCUGGUGUUAAACUGCGAGCCCAUCCCUCACCCGGCCAACAUCGAGUCUCCUCUGGACUCCAGAACUUUCCUCAGCAGACACACACUCGACAUGCGCUUCACUUACUGUGAUGACAGGGUCACAGAGCUGUUGGGAUACGACCCCAAGGAUCUUCUGCAGCGGUCAGUGUAUGAAUACUACCACGCUCUGGACUCAGACAGUCUGACCAAAACACACCACAGCUUGUUUGUGAAAGGUCAGGCGUGUACCGGGCAGUACCGAAUGCUGGUGAAGACGGGCGGCUUCGUGUGGGUGGAGACUCAGGCCACGGUUAUUUAUAACAGCAAAAACUCUCAGCCGCAGUGCGUCGUCUGUGUCAACUACGUCCUCAGCGGAGUUGAAGAGCCUGAACUUGUCCUCUCUGUCCACCAGUCUAACUCUGCAUUGGUAAAGCAGGAAAGGGAGGAUGAGGAAGAGGAGAGAGAGAGCGAGAGAGGACAGCAGGAGUGCUCACGGAAAAUGAGGAGUAAAGAGGAGGCGAGCAGUGAGAGAGAGGAGCAGACUGCAGUGCUCUUUGAUGACCUGAAGGGGGAGCCAGAGGCCCUAACUCAGCUGCAUUUCAGCAGCACAGAUACAGAGCUCGGUGUGUUAAAAGACGUCCCCCUCUACAGUGACGUCAUGUUGCCCUCCACCAGCGUUCUGUUGCCCCUUUCACCCCUUUCACCCCCCACUGAAGAUCCCUGUGCCACACUAAGCCAUUCUGACUCCACCGCAACCCAGCUCCAGUUGGAGGACUUCUCUUUCCCGUCAUCAAACACCCCCAGCGCUGUAGGGGGCAUCACUUGCAGCUCGACUCAGCCUAUUAGCUCGUUGACCUCUGAUCUCAGCAACCAAUGCAAAGUGGACGUAGCGGAGAUGUUCUCCAUGGAGACGGAGCCAAAAACCCUGCUGGACACACAGGCGGUGGAGGAUUUGGAUCUGGAGAUGUUAGCUCCCUACAUCUCCAUGGAUGACGAUUACCAGCUCCACGUUCACUCUCCAGCGCAGUCUGGACGUGUUAGCCCAGUUCCAACAUCAAAAUCAGCUCAGAAAGAUUCACCAAACCGGACACAGACGCUGACCUGCAGCACGGGCACCAACAUUAAACCCUCAGAGCAGCUCACAGCAGCACAGCCACAGCAGAGCUCCAACAGGGCAUGUCAGCCAGACUUACAUCUCUCCUCCGCGACUCAGCCUCACCAAAAGCCCCUGAAGAGGAAAUUAGAAACAAUUUCUCUGUCUCAGGCCAUCGGGCUGGGUUCUGUGCUGCAGGUGGUCAGCGACUUACCUGGAGCAGGUAAAAGGGUCAGGAAGUCAGAGGUUGUAGGAUUGGAGGCAGUUUCUCAGCCCACUGUGCCAGAGUCCGUCACUAUACUACUGCUGCCCUCUGAUGUGUUAAACCAGUUGCUGGCUGGACCUUCUGAAGGCAGGACACUCUCUGUGCCUCUGCCCCAGCUGACCCGCUACGACUGCGAGGUCAAUGCACCCAUAGCUGGACGUCAAAACCUGCUGCAGGGGGAGGAGCUCUUGUUUGCCCUGGACCAAAGCAUUUAAACAGCCACACUGGACACACAGAAAGGGGCGUUACUCAUUAUACUUACCGAUACAGGCGGCCUGUCGAAGGUUUGCGGCCUUAAUUUGAAUCUUCUCCCUGGAACCUUUCAGUAAGAAAACUUGGGUUUAGUUGAUCAUAAAGCAGUUCUGUGCUGAAGCGUCCACUCCUGUGCAAACAAAAUGGGCCAAGCCCAAAACAUAAUGGCUUUGCUGAUGGCUUUUCACUGGUCAGGGUCCAGAUUUGAACCGUCAAUACUGAGAGGAUCAAUACUGACUCCUCUUACUGUAAAAGACUGUCUGCACACAAAACUUCAACAUUUAAAGAAAUUAAAGCGGAAAAAUCCCAUACUAACCUACUUUAUCCAUUUCUAAUGAUAUGUUAAGACCUAAGAGUUUAAUGUGUGGGAUUUAUUUGCACAGGAGUGUACAUUCACCUACAUUCAUCUUCAUGAUCAUCCGAGUGUCCUCCUCGGGAUGAAGAGCAGGUUGUUGUCUGAAUAAUAAACAAGCUUCAUUCUCCAUUUGGAGUGGGAAUUCA
This is a messenger RNA of Pygocentrus nattereri (red-bellied piranha), 2993 nucleotides long. It is a transcript of the gene hif1aa, whose product is annotated as hypoxia inducible factor 1 subunit alpha a. Gene Ontology annotation, biological process: regulation of transcription by RNA polymerase II; cellular response to hypoxia. Gene Ontology annotation, molecular function: RNA polymerase II transcription regulatory region sequence-specific DNA binding; protein dimerization activity; DNA-binding transcription factor activity, RNA polymerase II-specific. Bases 260 to 2455 code for a protein of 731 amino acids. Lineage: Eukaryota; Metazoa; Chordata; Actinopteri; Characiformes; Serrasalmidae. The transcript has 15 exons. The record is from RefSeq and is a predicted model, not a curated record.